Molecule: messenger RNA, 1058 nt
Organism: Alnus glutinosa
Lineage: Eukaryota; Viridiplantae; Streptophyta; Magnoliopsida; Fagales; Betulaceae
Exons: 5
Coding region: 55-867 (270 amino acids)
Biological process (GO): DNA replication checkpoint signaling; replication fork arrest; DNA damage response
Cellular component (GO): nucleus; replication fork protection complex
Molecular function (GO): zinc ion binding; DNA binding
Source: RefSeq, a predicted model, not a curated record
AAAUUGCAAGUGGCAGUCGAUGAAUUAGCAAAGCGAAAGAAAGAGAGAGAGGUAAUGGAGAAUGCAAAAGCAGCAGCACCCACAGGGUGCUACAAGUGCGGCCGCCCAGGCCACUGGUCACGUGACUGCCCCUCCUCCCCCGCCUCUGCCUCUGCCCCUGCCCCUGCCCCUGCCCCUUCCUCUGCUCCGAUCCCACAGGGUGCUACAAGACCCUCCUCUUCCGGUACCACAAGCGCCGAGAAGCCGAAGAAGGCAGCGAGAUCGAGAUCCAGGCCAAGGCUCACGCCGGACCUCCUCCUCUCCGAUGAUGGCCUCGGCUACGUUCUUCGCCACUUUCCUCGCGCCUUCAAGUGCCGCGGCCGGGGUCAUGAGGUUAGCGAUUUGGGAAACCUAAUUGGGUUAUAUAGUGAAUGGCACUCUCGUUUGCUCCCUUAUUACUCAUUUGAUCAGUUUGUACAUAAAGUGGAACAAGUUGCUGCUACAAGACGCGUUAAGAUGUGUAUUAGAGAAUUACGAGAGAGGGUUGCCAAAGGGGGGGAUCCAACAAAGUUGCAUGAGGAGCCAGUACAACAUGAUGAUUCAAAUGUUGAACAAGAAGCCAUGAACUCUGAGGCCCUUCAGGGAGAUCCAUCCUUGAGAAACAAUGAUGCUGAUGAUAUACAAGACAUGCUGUAUGAUGUUUAUGAGAAAGCAAAUGAAGGUGAGACGGUUGGUGGUGACAUAGUAACAAGUGCUAGUAAUAGUAUCCCCAUCUCCAACUGUAGCGGAAUUCAGGUCUCACAAGAACAGAGAGCUCGUAUGGAAUCUAACAGGUUGAAGGCACUGGAGAGAGCUGCAUCUCGGGCCCGCUCAUUCCAGGCCGCUUGACUCAUUUCUUCAUCAUAUUCUCUCUGCUUUUUAAAUUUCCUUCCAUCCUGCAAUUAAUGCUCAAAUGUUUUUUAUUCUAUCAAUUUUCUUUUCAUGCUCUAAUUGUCAAUCCGAUGAAGAUCCCCUCUAUCAUGUAAAUUUUGCAACUUAAUUAAUUAUGUCAAACUCAGUUAUCCUGAGUACAAACCGUA